UGCUGUUUAAUCGUGCGACUCAUUUUGGGACGUUAUCAGAAGCGGAGUUUAGUAUAUAUUUCUUUCAUAUCUUCAUUUCACAUACAAACAACGUUUAUGGAGGUUCUGCUAAGCUGUGAAAAGAGAUAAACAACCACAUGCAUCAUCUAGAGCGACAUUAAGACUUAUCCAUGCUGAAAGGUAAUAAUUAAUUCAACAGUUUGUCUAGUCGACAGAUAAGAAAUACAAGAAAAUAAUUUGGGAACAGAACCCUAUUAUGAUGAAUGAUACAAACAUUGAUGCGACUGAAGAAAUACCAGAAACACCUACUUUUACUGAGUCGCCUACGACUAUAACGCCUACAUCUACUAUAAAUGCAGAACUGUCAGACAUAGAAAUAGAACUCCAUCCGAAACAACGCAUAUUAAAAGUUAGCAGUAUUGAAUCUAUGAAUAGUGAUAAUUCAUCUGCCACCAAUGUUACUGCUGUAGAAAUCAAUCAGUCCAGCACAACCAGUGAACCUGAUACAUUUACCAAUUACUAUCAAAUGUUUUUAAAUAUUAGAAAACAAAUUCAUAAGAAACAUAUGAGUAUGUUUCCUGUGCAACCAAAACCACCAUCUGGUUUUGAAGACUAUCUUAUGAACAGGCGCACGUAUGUUUUGGAUGGUAACUAUAGAAGCCGUGUGGUAAAUACACAAACACCUACACCAGCUAAUUUACACAAGCAUUUAAAAAAUAUGUUUGUUGAACAAGAAAAAGAGAGACAAAAGCUUCGUGUUCAGCACUUAGUAGAAAAAGAAAAAUUGGUGAUGAGUGUUGAACAAGAGAUACUGAGAGUUCAUGGACGCGCAGCUCGUGCCUUAGCUAAUCAGCCAUUACCAUUUUCUGUAUGUACUAUACUCAAUGACAAUGAAGUAUAUAACAUUAUGACACCUGAGCAAGAAAAAGAUAAGGAUGGGCACGGACAUUCUGGUUAUAAUGGUCGUAUUUUUUUGUCAUGGCUACAAGAUAUUGAUAAUAAAUGGGAAAAGAUUAAGAUUGAUUUGUUACUGAGACAACGCAAUGAGGCAGAGGGUUUACAUGCUAUACAGAAAAUGAAUUGGGGAUGGAAGUUGAAAGAGAUUCAGUUGCGUACCUAUAGCAGCCUGGAACCCAAUAUCGACGAAGAGCAUGUACCGAUAGUUAAAGUCAACAAAGAUUUCGAUCAUUUUCCCGCUUAAUCUAAUUAUGUUAAUUAUUAACAUAUCAGUAAAGUGUCAACUGUAAAAUGAUAUUUGAUUAUUAUAAGAAGAUAUAGUUCACAUUAUUGUUAUAGAAAAGAUAAAUAUUUUACUUGACAACUUCCGAUGUUUAUCACUUGUAUUUAUUCCUGCCAUUUUAUCAAUAAUAUGAAAAAUGUUUUCUCAAACCAAAUGUUACUUUUUUUCACACCAUAUUAUUAAUUAGAUUAAGAAUAAACUAAUCGUUUUGAAACUGUCUUUUCAAUGAAAAGCUCAAUGAAAUGCUCAAUUAUAACAUUUAAUGCGACCUAUUUGUAUUCAUCAUCAUUUUUGUUGUUUAAUUUUCAUAGACUUGAUUUUAAAUGUUUACCUUAAAUAUUUUUUAGUAACCACCCAGCUUUGAUGAGCAACACUAAUAAUGAUAAAUACUAAAAAAUGAAAUAAUGAACCAAAAAUAUAAUAAGAAUGGGUACCUAUAACUAAAAUCUUGUCUUAAGUUUAAAUAUUUUAAAAUAAAAAGCUAUCUAAUAGGUAUCUUGAUU
Messenger RNA from Acyrthosiphon pisum (pea aphid), 1743 nucleotides. Its product is annotated as ankyrin repeat domain-containing protein 12-like. The transcript has 6 exons. Bases 257 to 1201 code for a protein of 314 amino acids. The record is from RefSeq and is a predicted model, not a curated record. NCBI's taxonomy places the organism in Eukaryota, Metazoa, Arthropoda, Insecta, Hemiptera, Aphididae. Gene Ontology annotation, cellular component: nucleoplasm.